Acanthamoeba castellanii str. Neff is the source of this 720-nucleotide messenger RNA. RefSeq names its product NEDD8conjugating enzyme Ubc12, putative. The record is from RefSeq and is a predicted model, not a curated record. The transcript is spliced from 3 exons. Bases 1 to 720 code for a protein of 239 amino acids. NCBI's taxonomy places the organism in Eukaryota, Discosea, Longamoebia, Acanthamoebidae.
AUGCUGAAGCUCAGGAAGAUGCAGCAGGAGAAGGAGGCGGCGGCAGCGGCUGCUGCUGCCGCCAAGUCAGAAGCGGCGGCGCCUGCCGAAGGGACGACAACGACGGGGGAGACCAGCACCAGCGGAUCGGCGCCCGGGGGCUACGUGCUGAAGAAGACUAAUUCCAAGGAGCUCCUUAGCGUGAGGAAGUCCAAGUCCAAGGAAAAUGUCAUGUCUCUUCGCACCAACACCAACCGCAAGAAGGAGAAGACGAAGGCCGUUGAGCUCCGAGUCCACAAGGAUGUGGCCGAGAUCGACAACAUUCCCGGUUGUGAAGUGGACUUCCCUGAUCCCAACAACCUGAUGGUGUUCUUCGUUAACGUGACGCCGAGCGAUGGUCUCUACACGGGCGCGACAUUCAAGUUCCAAGUCACCAUCCCUCCUUCCUACCCGUACGACCCUCCCAAAGUCGAGUGCCAGACCCUCGUCUACCACCCCAACAUCGAUUGGGAGGGUCACGUCUGCCUCAACAUCCUCCGCGCCGACUGGAUGCCUGUCCUCAACCUCGGCUCGGUCCUCUUCGGCCUCGUUACCCUCUUCCUCGAGCCCAACCCGGACGAUCCUCUCAACAAGGAGGCGGCGCAGCUCAUGAUUGACAGACCGAGCGAGUUCGAGAGCAACGUCAAGCGCACUCUCCAGGGCGGUUACUUCAUGAGCAGGCAGUUCCCCAAGCUCAAGUAA